ACACUGUGUGUUCUUCCUACCUCACUCCCUUUCUCUCUCUUCAUUACUCUGUAAACCAAGCUUCGAAUCUCUCUCUCUCUUUCUCUCUCUAAAUGGCAAAACCCACCUAUUUUUCUUCAUUACAACCCUUCUGUUACUGCAUGUCUUCUUCUAGGUCAAACUUUAUUUGAUGAUCACUGCUUGAAAACACUCGAAAAUGGUGGCAAAUCGGUGCGAUCAGUUUCUUCUACUGAAGUUCGUUGCGGUGAUCUUCGUUUCGUUGAGUUUUGUUAACGGCACUACUGAUCCCAGUGACGUUCAAGCAUUACAGGUUUUGUACACAUCUUUAAACAAUGCUGCACAGCUAACAAAUUGGAAAAGUAAUAGUGGUGACCCAUGUGGUGAGUCAUGGAAAGGGGUUACCUGUGAUGGCACUUCUGUUAUUUCCAUUCAACUACCUGGUUUAGGGAUUGAUGGGACACUGGGAUACUUGUUGUCUGGCCUCACUUCACUGAAAACAUUGGAUUUAAGUGGAAACAACAUUCAUGAUGCACUUCCAUAUCAGUUACCCCCAAAUCUUACUAGCCUAAAUCUUGCAAACAACAAUUUAACUGGAAAUCUCCCGUAUUCCAUAGCGUUGAUGUUUAAUCUGAAUUACAUGAACCUUAGUCACAAUGUACUCACUCAAACUGUUGGAGAUAUAUUCAAUAAUCUCACUAGUCUUGCUACCUUGGAUCUUUCAAACAAUAACUUAACUGGAGAUUUACCAAGUUCCCUCAGCUCAUUGUCAAACAUUUCUACAUUUCAUGUGCAGAAUAAUCAAUUAACAGGUUCUUUAAAUGCUCUAUCUGGUCUGCCUUUGACUGAUGUAAAUAUAGCAAACAACCAUUUUAAUGGAUGGAUACCACGGGAGCUUCUAUCUGUUCCUUCUUUCAUAUAUGAUGGAAAUUCAUUUGACAAUGGCCCUGCUCCCCCUCCACCACCAUACACCCCACCGCCACCUGGCAAAACUCCAAAUAACCGCACCCGUUCUCCUCCUUCACACACACCUACAGCAUCUAAACUGCCAUCAUCAAAUACAAGCAGUGGAAAGAAACUAAGCCUCGGGGGUAAAAAGAAAGAAAAUGUCACAAGAACUUCCACACCUAUCAGUGGCGAGAAAGUUAAUGCGGAAUUGCAAGAGCAGAGGGUAAAACCGACAACUAGCAGCAUUGUGGAUAUGAAGCCUCCAAUAACAGAAAACUCUACAUUUGAGAGAGGGAAAAAUGGAUCAAUGAAGAGAAUGAAAUCUCCUUUAACAACUAGUUCUUAUACAGUUGCAACUCUUCAAACAGCUACAAAUAGUUUCUCUCAAGACAAUAUAAUUGGUGAAGGUUCUUUAGGGCGUGUUUACAAAGCAGAUUUCCCAAAUGGAAAGAUGAUGGCAGUUAAAAAGAUAGAUAAUGCAGCAUUAUCACUACAAGAAGAAGAUAAUUUUGUUGAAGCUGUUUCAAAUAUGUCACGUUUAAGGCAUCCAAACAUAGUUCCAUUAGCUGGAUAUUGUGCUGAACAUGGUCAACGCCUUUUGGUUUAUGAAUACAUUGCAAAUGGAAGCUUGCAGGAUUUACUCCAUUUUCUUGAUGAUCCAACCAAAACUUUGACAUGGAAUGCACGUGUUAGGGUUGCACUUGGCACUGCUAGAGCUCUAGAGUACUUGCAUGAAGUUUGUCUGCCUUCUGUUGUUCAUAGAAACUUAAAGUCUGCAAAUAUUUUACUCGAUGAAGAGCUGAAUCCUCAUUUGUCAGACUGUGGUUUAGCUGCCCUUACACCAAACACAGAGCGAGAGGUAGCAACACAGUUGGUUGGGUCAUUUGGUUACAGUGCUCCCGAAUUUGCAUUGUCUGGCAUAUACACUGUAAAAAGUGAUGUUUAUAGCUUUGGAGUGGUAAUGUUGGAGAUUUUAACUGGUCGAAAGCCAUUGGAUAGUUCAAGAGCAAGAUCUGAACAAUCACUUGUAAGGUGGGCCACCCCUCAACUCCAUGAUAUUGAUUCUUUAGCCAAAAUGGUUGAUCCUACAUUGAAUGGCAUGUAUCCUGCCAAAUCUUUGUCCCGAUUUGCUGACAUCAUCGCCCUUUGUGUCCAGCCUGAACCGGAGUUCAGGCCUCCAAUGUCUGAAGUUGUGCAAGCAUUGGUUCGGCUUAUGCAAAGGGCAAGUGUGGUAAAAAGGCGAUCAAGUGAUGACUCAGGAUUCAUAUACAAAACACCGGAUCAUGAGGCGUAUGAGAUGUCAUAUUAGCUCAAAAAACCUUGCAAUUUUCACGUAUAUUAAUGCAAAGGUCAAAGAGUCAAAAGUCAACAUUAUUGAUGAGAGAUGAGUUGAAUGAAGAUGAAGAGAUUUGAGAUCUAGAGUAUAUAUAAUAUUUGUCUAAUUCAUUUUACGUCACUUGAGGUUCAAGUUAA
Lactuca virosa is the source of this 2418-nucleotide messenger RNA. The record is from the annotation of a GenBank genome assembly. NCBI's taxonomy places the organism in Eukaryota, Viridiplantae, Streptophyta, Magnoliopsida, Asterales, Asteraceae.